AUGAACCCGGGCUCCGGGGACGCGGCAGGAGGGGGGCCGCCCGCGCCCCGGCCCCGCCGCCGCCGCUCCCUGCGCCGCCUAUUCAGCCGCUUCCUGCUAGCGCUGGGCAGCCGCUCCCGCCCCGGGGACUCGCCGCCCCGGCCCCCGCCCCAGCCGGGACACUGCGAUGGCGACGGUGAGGGAGGCUUUGCCUGCGCCCCGGGCCCGGCCCCAGCGGUCCCCGGGAGCCCCGGGGAGGAGCGCCCGUCUGGACCCCAGCCCCAGUUCCCCGCGGGCGACGGGGCGCGGCCGCCGGGCGCGCAGGGCUUGAAGAACCACGGCAACACCUGUUUCAUGAACGCCGUGGUGCAGUGUCUCAGCAACACCGACCUGCUGGCCGAGUUCCUGGCGCUGGGGCGCUACCGGGCGGCGCCGGGCCGCGCCGAGGUCACCGAGCAGCUGGCGGCGCUCGUGCGCGCGCUCUGGACGCGCGAAUACACGCCCCAACUUUCCGCCGAGUUCAAGAAUGCAGUUUCCAAGUACGGCUCUCAGUUCCAAGGCAAUUCCCAGCACGAUGCCCUGGAAUUCCUGCUCUGGUUGCUGGAUCGUGUGCACGAGGACUUGGAGGGCUCGUCGCGAGGGCCGGUGCCCGAGAAGCUUCCACCUGAAGCCAGUAAAACCUCUGAGAACUGCCUGUCACCGUCGGCUCAGCUUUCUCUAGGUCAAAGCUUUGUGCAAAGCCACUUUCAAGCACAAUACAGAUCUUCCUUGACCUGUCCCCACUGCCUGAAACAGAGCAACACCUUCGAUCCUUUCCUGUGUGUGUCCCUGCCCAUCCCCCUGCGCCAGACGAGAUUCUUGAGCGUCACCUUGGUCUUCCCCUCUAAGAGCCAGCAGUUCCUGCGGGUUGGGCUGGCCGUGCCGAUCCUCAGCACAGUGGCAGCCCUGAGGAAGAUGGUUGCAGAGGAAGGAGGCGUCCCUGCAGAUGAGGUGAUCUUGGUUGAACUGUAUUCCAGUGGAUUCCAGCGGUCUUUCUUUGAUGAAGAGGACCUGAAUACCAUUGCAGAAGGAGAUAAUGUGUAUGCCUUCCAAGUCUCUUCGUCACCUGGCCAGGGGACACUCUCAGCUCAUCCAUCAGGGUUGUCGGUUUCCCCACGCUUGGCAGCCCGUGAGGGUCAGCGAUUCCCCCUGUCUCUCCACAGUGAGAACAAGGUGCUAAUCCUCUUCUGUAACUUGGUGGGGUCAGGGCAGCAGGCUAGCAGGUUUGGGCCACCUUUCCUGAUAAGGGAAGACAGAGCCAUAUCCUGGCCCCAGCUCCAGCAGUCUAUUCUCAGUAAGGUUCGCUAUCUCAUGAAGAGCGAGGCCUCUAUACAGAGCCUGGGGUCUCUGUUCUCCAUCCGGGUUGUGGGGCUCUCCCUGGCCUGCAGCUACUUAUCGCCACAGGACAGUCGGCCCCUCUGCCACUGGGCAGUGGACAGAGCUCUGCACCUCAGGAGGCCGGGAGGCCCCCCCCACGUCAAGCUGGCGGUGGAGUGGGACAGCUCUGCCAAGGAGCGCCUGUUCGGGAGCCUGCAGGAGGAGCGGGCCCGGGACGCUGACAGCGUGUGGCAGCAGCAGCAGGCACACCAGCAGCACAGCUGCACCCUGGACGAGUGCAUUCAGUUCUACACCAAGGAGGAGCAGCUGGCCCAGGACGAUGCCUGGAAGUGUCCCCAUUGCAAAGUCCUCCAGCAGGGGAUGGUGAAGCUGAGUUUGUGGACCCUGCCUGACAUCCUCAUCAUCCACCUCAAAAGGUUCUGUCAGGUGGGGGAGAGAAGAAACAAGCUCUCCACGCUGGUGAAGUUUCCCCUCUCUGGACUCAACAUGGCUCCCCACGUGGCCCAGAGAAGCACCAGCCCCAAGCCGGGGCCGGGCCCCUGGCCUCCCUGGAAGGAGCCGGGCUGCCUGCCCACUGCCUACCCGCUGGACUUCCUGUACGACCUGUACGCCGUCUGCAACCACCACGGCAGUCUGCAAGGUGGGCAUUACACAGCCUACUGCCGGAACUCUCUGGAUGGCCAGUGGUACAGUUACGAUGACAGCACGGUAGAACCGCUUCGAGAAGACGAGGUCAGUACCAGAGGGGCUUACAUCCUGUUUUAUCAGAAGCGAAACAGCAUCCCUCCCUGGUCAGCCAGCAGCUCCAUGAGAGGCUCCACCAGCUCCUCCUUGUCUGACCACUGGCUCAUGAGGCUUGGGAGCAACACCGGCAGCACGAGGGGCAGCCUGCUGUCCUGGAGCUCGGCCCCCGGCCCCUCCCUGCCCCAGCUUCCCGACCCUCCUGUCGUCACAAACAGCCUCUGCAAUCAGGACAAGGGGGGCCCGCAGUCCAGGCUUUUGGUACGGGGUGUGCAAGGCAGAAGCAUCAGCAUGAAGGUGCCCACCUCUUCCCGAGCCAAGCAGGGGCCCUUCAAGACCAUGCCGCUCCGGUGGUCCUUCGGACCCCGGGAGAAACCACCCGGUGCGUCUGUCGAGUUGGUGGAGUAUUUGGAGUCCAGACGGAGACCCCGAUCCACGAGCCAGUCCAUCGUGCCACUGCUGACGGGCGCUGCUGGUGAGGAGAAGUCGGCCUCGCCGAGGUCAACCGUCACCGUCUCUGCUAAAGGUGAAGAAGGUGGGCGAGCCAGCGAAAGAGGACUGGCCGAGGGGCCCUGUCCCUCGGGCCACCCCAACCACUGCCUGGGCCCUGGAAGCUCAGAUGGUCUAAACGCAGCAAGGAAACUAAAGGAAAAUGCAGGUCAGGAAAUCAGGCUUCCCAAAAAGUUCGACCUGCCCCUCACUGUGAUGCCCUCCAUGGAGAACGAGAAGGCAGCUCGACCGGAGGGCCAGAAGGCCACGAACUGGAGGGGAAGUGGCCAGGUGGGAAGCAGGAAUGGCCCACCUUCCCCCUCCAUGGGACUGUCUGGAAACAGUAAGGACAGUUGGCGAGGAACCCUAGCCAAGACAAGGGCUAAUGCGGAGGAAAGGGACUCUGAGGGGGACAGACCUCCGCAGGGAACACUCACCCUGCUGAGGUCUGUGUUUUGGAAGAAGGAGAGUAAGAGGAAUGACAGGGCAGAGGUCUGCCCCCCGGCGCCCCCAGUGUCCCUGCUGAGUGGCAGGCUGAGCCCCGCCAUGAACGAGCAGGCUCGAGGCUCAUCUCCUUCCCUCCGGAUCCGAGAGAGCCUGGCCAGGGGCCUGGGCAGCCAUCUCGAGAGGGACGUCCGGUCGGCCCCCAGCUCUCUCCACCUCCCUCGCAAAGCCGGCAGGCCUCCGAGAGGCAGUGGCCUUGGCACGUCACAAAGGAGCGUUCUGGGGGACCAGACUUCUUACGGCACCUUGCAGAAGGUCAAAUACCACACUCUGUCCUUAGGCCGAAAGAAAACCUUACCAGAGUCCAGCUUUUGACGGAGCAUCUUGGUAUUGUGCGAAGCUGGCGUUCUUGGGACUUUGCACUGAGUAGCUGUAGGCAGCCUGUGUCGAGAGUGGGUUUCCAGGAAGCCAAUUGUGAUCUCCAUGUCUAGACUUCCCACACCUAAU
Propithecus coquereli (Coquerel's sifaka) is the source of this 3537-nucleotide messenger RNA. It is a transcript of the gene USP43, whose product is annotated as ubiquitin specific peptidase 43. The coding region runs from base 1 to 3405 and encodes 1134 amino acids. The transcript has 15 exons. NCBI's taxonomy places the organism in Eukaryota, Metazoa, Chordata, Mammalia, Primates, Indriidae. The record is from RefSeq and is a predicted model, not a curated record. Gene Ontology annotation, biological process: protein deubiquitination. Gene Ontology annotation, molecular function: cysteine-type deubiquitinase activity.